Lithohypha guttulata is the source of this 2682-nucleotide messenger RNA. RefSeq names its product transcription initiation at TATA-containing promoter protein (gene BDF1). The record is from RefSeq and is a predicted model, not a curated record. Gene Ontology annotation, cellular component: nucleus; chromatin. The coding region runs from base 1 to 2682 and encodes 893 amino acids. Gene Ontology annotation, biological process: chromatin remodeling; regulation of DNA-templated transcription. The transcript has 2 exons. Lineage: Eukaryota; Fungi; Ascomycota; Eurotiomycetes; Chaetothyriales; Trichomeriaceae.
AUGGCUGAUGUGGAGGCACAAUUAGAGGCUAAUGGUCUACCGACACAAUUUGAGUCAACAUCAAACCAACCAGAAGUGUCGCAUGCUGCCGCGAAUGUCACUGCCACUAUAUCCAAUGCGGAGAUAUCACAAGUGAAACAGCAAGCACCUGCUCUGGAAGUGAAUACAAUAUCGAAACCAGUUCAGCCCGUCGAGCCAACACCACAACAACCGCCGGAUCCUGCGCCGCUUAAGAAUGACGUGUCACUACAACAGAACGGCGAUGCGGCGCAGGUGUUGGAUAACGCGAGUGUCAACGGCAACUCCGGAAAGAAUACCAACAGUAUAAAUUCCGCGAGCGACCUGACCUUAGACAAUUCUUCUCUUUCCAACUCAUUAUCGCUGGCCCCACAGUCCUCAAAUCCCGUCAUAGAGAUGUCAACAAUAACCGAACCUCUUACGCAACACGAUCCCAUGCCUGAUCAGGCACCAAUAUCAGACCUGCGCACUGCGCCACAUUCGGAUGCGCUGUCUGAUGAGGCUGUCGCUAAUGUGGAAGCAGCCAAGCAUGAGAUGGAUAACAACGCAGAUAGUGAACCCUCAACAACUGCCCUACGACAACCUGAAUUGCCGUUGUCGCCUACUGAGAAGGAAACCGGUUUACGGACUCCACAAUCCCCGCCCCCCGUAUCUGAGCUCGUACCCACCACAACCGUAGAGUCGCAAAAUGGCGCCAUCGUUCCAUCGGUUGAGUCUGUGGAUGCCACAGUCUCUGGCGAGAAUCCGUCGGAUCCAGCUCCAAACCCCGCUGUUCCUGCUGGUGAGCCUCAGGAUCAGGAAAUGACCGACGUCCCUUCUCAGCCUGUAAAGCAUGAAAGAGAUGAAGAUACAUCUGAUGAACCACUAGCCAAGCGAAUGAAGACAGAAGACGAGGCUGCGCCAGUCCAGGAAUCAAACUUCAAAGUACCUGCAAGUCCUGCGCCCUUAAACAGUGGUCCAAUGCCUACAGAACCAACCGGACCGGAUGAUGUUGUGACGCCAGCGAGAUUACAACACAUGAAGAAGGUUAUCUCUAAUCUGAAGAAGAGUAACGCAUCUCAGGCCUUCCGCAUACCUGUGGACCCUGUUGCCUUGAAAAUUCCAACAUAUCCGGAUGUCAUUAAGAAGCCAAUGGAUCUGAGCAAAAUCGACAACAGACUGAAGCUGAACCAGUACGCAUCUGUCGUAGCCUUCAAGAACGAUUUCAAUCAGAUUGUUCAGAAUGCUGUGGAUUUCAAUGGACCGGAUCACACUGUGACACAAGCAGGAAGAAAGAUGGAAAGUUCUUUCAUCAACCAAAUGACUCAACUGCCAGCAGCUGCUCUAGCUGAGCCUAAGGUGGAAAAGAAGGCGAUCAAACCCAAGAUAGAGCCUGUCAGAUCACCUGCACCAAGAAGACAAUCCGUCACUGGCAAGGCGGCAUCACCUGCCGCCUCCCCAGCAACCUUUGCCCCUGAUCCCAACGGCAUGCCGUUGAUUCGACGAGACUCCGCUCUGGAUCGACCGAAGAGAGCCAUCGUGCCAACUAAGCGCAGCUCAGACUUCGGUAGCGCACGACCAAAGAAGAAGAAGUAUGAGCUGGAGAUGCGGUUUUGCGAUGAAGUUCUCAAGAUAAUCAGCUCCCCGAAGCACUGGGCCGCCAAUCAAUACUUCACGCAUCCUGUGGAUCCAGUUGCCUUGAAUAUCCCAACGUAUUUCCAGGUUGUCAAGAAGCCCAUGGAUCUACACACUAUCCGUCAAAAGCUCGACGCAGCCAUGUACGAGAGAGCCAAGGACUUUGAGGAUGAUGUGCGCUUGAUCUUCAAGAAUUGCUACAAGUUCAACCCAGAAGGUGACUAUGUUUAUCAGCGAGGUCAAGAGUUGGAGAGACUGUUCGAGCAGGAGUUCAGCAAGAAGCAGGACUGGAUUGCAGCACGUGAGCCUGACUCAGAGCCUGCUAGCGUUGGUGGUGACGAUGACGACGAAGAGAGCGAGGAAGAGCCCGACGCCGAAAGCGAUGAGGAUGACCAAAGCAAUCAGCUUACCUCACUUCAAAAACAGCUUGAAGCUAUUCGAGGUCAGAUGGCGCAGCUCGAGAAGAGCAAGAAGAAAAAGGCCAGUCCAGGAGUAUCGCAAAAGAAGGACAAGAAGAAGGACAAGAAGCAGCAGCCAAGCGCAAAGUUCCCAGGCCUGCAGCUACAAAAGGACAAAUCGAAGAAGCCCCAUGGGAAAAAGGCUAAGCCUGAAAAGGAACGAUACGUCACCUUCGCAGAGAAGCAGUACAUUUCCAAUGGAAUUGCUAUGCUGCCUGAACGACCAAUGGCGGAAGCACUCAAGAUCAUCCAGUCGAGCGUGCCAACUCUGUCAAACAGUGAGCAAGGUGAGAUCGAACUCGACAUUGAGGAGGUGCCUAACUCUGCCUUGCUUAAGCUUCUCUCUUUUGUCAAGAAGUAUGCUGGUCCACCACCAGUGGAGGCGAGAGACGAUACGUAUGCCGGUGCAGCGGCGCCUAGCAAACCGAAGAAAGUCAAGACAAUGUCCAAGCAUGAGCAAGAUUUACAUAUCGCGGAGCUGAAGGGCACUCUGGGCCACUAUGAAGCUGGUUCUCCCGAUGCUCUGCAAUCCGUAGAGACUGGUGCCGAAGACUCCGACGAAGAUUCUGACAACGAGAGUGAGGAGGAGUAA